AUGGUCUGCAAUAGCGCCAAGGGAAGAGUCUCUCUCGACACUGUCACCUACAAGCUUGCUGCUACUACCACUACUACUUCCAAGUCGACCAGCACGUCCACUACUUCCAAGGUGACCAGCACGUCCACUACUUCCAAGGUGACCAGCACGUCCACUACUUCCAAGGCGACAACCACGUCCACCACCACCAAGGCCACCUCCACCAGCGUUGCAGUUUCGUCCUCCACCACCACGAGCUCGACUACCACUGCUCCUGUCGUGCGUGCUCUCUCCACCAGCACCAGCUCGUCUCAGGUCUCCAGCUCCAGCACUUCUGCGACAAGCAGCUCUGCCUCCGCCUCUGCUUCCGUCGCCGCCGUCGGCAAGGCUACUGUUGAUACCACCAUCCUCGUCAUUGCCCCUAAUGCCUACAGUGCCUCUUCCGGCGCGGCUGGUCUCCUGGCCUAUGGCAUUCCCUACGAGACGCUUAUCGUCCCUAAGGAAGGUGUCACUCUGCCUACCUUGAACUCCUCCUCCACCCAUGGAAACUAUGGUGGUGUUAUUGUCAUGGAUUCCGUUUCGUACGAGUACGACGCUGGUUGGGCUAGCGCUAUCACUGAUGCUCAGUGGACCCUCAUCCAUGAAUAUCAGGUCGAGUUCAAUGUCCGCAUGGUCCGCAUCAACGAGUACCCUGGUACCCAGUUCGGCACCACCGUCGUCUCUGGUGGCUGCUGUGGCGACAGUGUGUCCCAGUCUAUCAGCUUCAGUGACGUCUCCGACUUCCCUACUGCCAACAUCAAGGCCGGAGCUGAGCUGUCCACCACUGGUCUUUACCAUGUCCCUGCCUCUAUCAGCGACACCACCACCACUAAGCAGGUCGCCAAGUUUGGCGUUGCUACUGGUUUCGAGUCUGAGAGUGUUGCCGCCGUCAUCAACAACUUCAACGGCCGUGAGCAAUUUGUCUGGUUUAUUGGUUGGGCCCCUGACUGGUCCCAGACCUCUGCUUUCCUCCAGCACUCUCACGUCCACUGGAUGACCCGUGGUCUCUUCCUCGGCAAGCGCAAGGUUCAUCUGGGCUGCCAGGUCGACGACGUCCAGCUCAGCACCGAGCUGUACUACCCGGCCGGCGAUGAGUUCAAGAUUGCAGUUGAGGACCUCGAGGCCCACAUCACCUGGCAGAACAACAUCAACGCUCGCAUGCCUACCGGCUCCGACUUCUGGCUUGAGCUUUGCCACAACGGCAACGGAGACAUCAUCUCCUCCACUCUGUCUGACGCUGGCGCUACGUCUUGCGACCCCGAGUAUGCUGUCUACUAUGAUCUGGCCAACGCCACCGCCCUCGAGUUCGUUAAGCCUUUGGGAACUGGCGAGGACAUCUGGCCCGAUGAGUUUGUCGAUUACUCUUGGAGCAAGACUUGUGCCGCUCUCGACGACUUUGCUUCCUGGUUCCUGACUGCCGAUAACCUCAACCAGUUUGCUCAUGUGUCCCACACCUUUGCCCAUCUCAGUCUCAACAACGCCACCUACCACGACACCGAGCGCGAGAUCAAGUUCAACCAGGACUGGCUGGCCCUGAUGGGUAUUGAUCAGGCCAACCGGUUCUCGCCCCACGGUCUGGUCCCCCCUGCCAUCACUGGUAUGCAUAAUGGAGAUGCUAUUAAGGCUUGGAUGGACAACGGCAUCACCUUUGUUGUUGGUGACAACACCCGCCCCGUCCUUCGCAACACCAACAGCGUGUACUGGCCGCUGAUCAGCACCGUCGCCGACAACGGCUACGCCGGCUUGACCAUCGUUCCGCGAUUCUCCACCGCUAUCUACUACAACUGUGAUACUGCCGAGUGCACUACCAGGGAGUGGAUCGCCACCUCUGCUGGAAGCGGCGACUAUACCAACCUCUUGGCCAACUCCAAGUCGACCAACGUCCGCAACCUCCUCUCGCUUCAGGCUGAUCCCUACAUGUUCCACCAGGCCAACAUGCGUCAGAGUAACGUUGACACCAUCACCAUUGGUGACCAAACUGGCUCCAUGUCCCUGGUCAUGUCCUGGACCGAGACUAUGGUCCAGGAGCUCCUGCGUCUGACCAGCUGGCCCAUCCAGUCCCUGAAGCAUGAUGACCUUGCUCAGUACUUCAUCGACAGGAAGACCCGUGACGCCUGCAGCCCCAAGCUUGCGUACACCUACUCAAGCGACGGCACCAAGAUCGAGUCCGUCACGGUGUCCGCCACUGGCAACACUUGCUCCGUCCCCAUCCCUGUCACCAUCCCCUCCGGCUCCGCUACUGCCUCGGGAGGCUCGCUCACCGCGGAUGUUGUCGGUGCUGAGCCCCCUAUCCAGUGGGUGACCCUGAGCGGCACUGCCGUGACCCUCACUCUUAGCUCGCCCGUUUCUUUUUAA
Molecule: messenger RNA, 2373 nt
Organism: Ilyonectria robusta
Lineage: Eukaryota; Fungi; Ascomycota; Sordariomycetes; Hypocreales; Nectriaceae
Exons: 3
Coding region: 1-2373 (790 amino acids)
Source: RefSeq, a predicted model, not a curated record